This is a messenger RNA of Annulohypoxylon maeteangense, 1001 nucleotides long. RefSeq names its product ubiquitin-conjugating enzyme/RWD-like protein. The record is from RefSeq and is a predicted model, not a curated record. NCBI's taxonomy places the organism in Eukaryota, Fungi, Ascomycota, Sordariomycetes, Xylariales, Hypoxylaceae. The coding region runs from base 189 to 689 and encodes 166 amino acids. The transcript has 2 exons. Gene Ontology annotation, cellular component: endoplasmic reticulum; cytosol.
CCCACCAAUGAUCUUCAUUCGGUCAUUUCUCCAACCUUCCAUAUCAAAGCCUAAAACUGUCAACUAAACCUAUAAUUUACAUAAGACAGCCAAAUCGGGCUGUUAUGAUUGAAUAAGACUCCUUUUUCUUGGACCUGUUACCUUACUCAUUACUCUUUAUACAUCAACUUUGUAGAUAUCCCAUAAAGAUGGCUCAAUCGACAGCCCACCGUCGACUCCUUCAAGAGUACAAGAUGCUGACUAACAAUCCUCCUGAUGGUAUCACGGCUGGCCCAGUCAACGAAGAUGAUAUGCUUGUCUGGGAAGCUCUGAUCCAAGGACCAGAGGGCACUCCUUUCGAGGGAGGCGUCUUCCCCGCCGAGCUGAAAUUCCCUAAGGAUUAUCCCCUAGCACCACCUAAGAUGACGUUCUUGGGAGAGAUCUUCCACCCUAAUGUAUACCCAAGCGGUUUAGUCUGCAUCUCUAUCCUCCACCCUCCCGGAGACGACCCGAACCACUACGAGCACGCAUCAGAGCGAUGGAGUCCGAUCCAGUCCGUCGAAAAGAUCCUCAUCUCCGUCAUGAGCAUGCUGGCAGAGCCCAACGACGAAAGUCCCGCAAACGUCGAGGCGGCCAAGAUGUGGCGAGAGCGACGCUCGGAAUACGAGAAGAAGGUUCGGGAUGGAGUCCGACGAAUGCUCGGUCUCUAGUGGAGAGAAGAAGAAAACCCAUCAAUCGCCGUGAUUAUCGAGACCGUGCAUCCUCACACCUUCAUCUGUCAGGUUACUUCUGCAAUGCGGAUUCACGCGCAUCAGGCCAAGAUUGACAGACUACGCAAAGAGUUGAAUGAAGAAUUGUCUAAUGAUUAGGGGAAUAGACCUUCGCUACACGGCCAUGCUUCCCCUGGAGGGCGUGGGAACGCAUUGCCGGCGCAAGAGGGUUUUUCUUUGGCAAAUGCAGCUAAUAACGACAAGUGCAAGGCUAACCAUAACCAUGGGUGCGACGAAACGAUCCUCCGGAAU